Molecule: messenger RNA, 1200 nt
Organism: Fusarium tjaetaba
Lineage: Eukaryota; Fungi; Ascomycota; Sordariomycetes; Hypocreales; Nectriaceae
Exons: 1
Coding region: 1-1200 (399 amino acids)
Source: RefSeq, a predicted model, not a curated record
AUGCAAGAUACCUCUGACACGUCGAGUGUACUGGCUAGCGUGGGCGGUAGCAGCAUCCAGGUGGACUGUAGCGGCAUUGGUCAGAGUGUUGAUCAAUUCACAGCAAGCAUUUCGUUCAAGGCCAAUGGAGGCACCACUUGUUACUUGGUGACGUUUACACGCCAACAACCUGCUAGUGAGUCCCAGGAAUCGACGACCACUAUCAGCGGCUUCACGUGGCCUGCGAAAGACUUAACCCAAAAGACACCUUUCUCUUGUCAGCAGUUCUAUCCACUCGCCCAAGGUAGUCCAAGCAGCGACUUGGUCAUUCUAAGCGAUGAUCCCAAUCAAAAUUGGUGGAUGACUGCAUCAGCUUCACAAAUGAUGUUCGCCAUCAGCGUCACCCUUGCAUUUGUGCCAGUUCAGAAUUUACUAGGAUCCGUCUUUUCUUGGGCCAAGACCAAAGUGUUUCCAGAAAAUCAGCACGAACAAGGUCUCAAGUUCCAAGAAUUGUACAAAGCGGCCACUUCCAAGGUUGCCUAUACGGAGGCUCAAAAAUUGGACUUUCCAGUAGCCGAUACCGCUAACCUGGCUUCGGAAGCUGCCACCGGAUACUUAAACAAACAGACCAGUGUAAGCGAUACACAGACGCUUGAGGCUGGAGCUCGGGUAGCCAUCAAUCAGGCUACACAGCGCGCUAUCAAUGAAAGGAUUGGUCCCCAGAUCCGCAACAAGAUCGCUGGAUAUACCGCCCUCAGCAAAGAUGCGUCUACGACCAUCAUAGACGGGGUAUGCCUCAGCAAGUUCGAUGCGAUUUUUGGUGGAGAACGGUCUGCGCUUAUUACUACCUACGUAGAGAAAGCCGUCGCGGCGUUGAUCACGCAGCGUGCGGCAAAGGAGAACCUAGAUCGUAUCGGCAAAUUGGCGGAACAAAUCGAACAGGGAAAGAGAAACACUGAGCAAUUUCGUGCUCAGGCUUUAGCCGCGGAGAAGGCGCUUGAGGAGGAACAGAAGGAAACCAGCGACCAAGCCAAGCUGAAGCCUCUCCAAGAUAAACUCACUGAAGCGGAGGCCCAGCUGAAGAAAGAAGAAAAAGGUGUUGCAGAUGCUCAAUCAGAGCAAGAAAAAGCUAAAAGCAAUUUUCAAGAGGGGCUAGAGAAAGAACAAGAGGAGGCAGAUAAUGCUCGUGAUCAAGCGCAUACAGAAGCGUAUGGUGCUUAG